GGAGAAAUCCAACAAUUGUUGAUCGUAGCCGACCCCAGAGCUGCAGAGACCUACUGUCAAGACUACAUUCCCGACUGCCACGCCCCUUUACCCUACGACAGCCUAUCACAAGAGACUGAGGAGGAGACAAAGCCCGUCAGGAGAGUGAAGGUGGAGGAGUUUGAUGAGUUUGACUACAGUGACCUUUACGACGACCUCUCUGUCUCCACGGUUACCGUGAGACCCAACAUCACAGAGUAUGAGAUUGUAGAGUACGAAGACUACGACAACGAAACAGAUGAGUACGAGGUCAGAGAGUAUGAAUACGAGGAGGAAUUUGAAGAUCGAUACGGAUUGGCCGAGAGGGAGAGGGCGGAGUCCUGGAACGGACAGGAAAGAAUAGAGAAAGGAGAGAAAGGAGAACAAUCCUACUUUGGAGCAAGCACCUUAAUCACAGGCCCCGGGGGUCUUCCAGGACCAGAGGGAGAACAAGGACCCCAGGGGCCCACAGGACUGGUAGGACCUCAAGGAGACCUAGGAGAACUGGGUCCUCCAGGCCGGCCAGGUCUCAACGGGGCUGAUGGGAUACCAGGUCCUCCAGGGAACAUCCUCGUUGUUCAGUUCCAGGCAGGUGGUGUCCAACUAACAGGACCAGUGAUAUCAGCCCAGGAGGCUCAAGCCCAGGCCAUCCUACAACAGACCAAGUUGUCUAUGAAGGGACCACCUGGACCACUAGGCCUUAUGGGACGUCCUGGACCGCUGGGUAACUCGGGUCCGUCGGGGCUGAAGGGAGUAGCCGGGGAGAUGGGACCAGCGGGUUCUAGAGGUAUUAUGGGCCAAGCAGGGAUGAAUGGAAAGUCAGGGAAGAGGGGUCGAGCUGGGACGGAUGGGAACAGAGGUGCUCCGGGUGAGACCGGUGGGAAGGUGAGAGAGGAUAGAACCUACUCUGAUUGGCUUACUGUAUCUUAUUCUCUAUGCUGACUGUACAGUAUGUAG
Molecule: messenger RNA, 975 nt
Organism: Oncorhynchus tshawytscha (Chinook salmon)
Lineage: Eukaryota; Metazoa; Chordata; Actinopteri; Salmoniformes; Salmonidae
Product: collagen alpha-1(XI) chain-like
Exons: 12
Source: RefSeq, a predicted model, not a curated record